This is a messenger RNA of Dendrobium catenatum, 1314 nucleotides long. Its product is annotated as aspartyl protease family protein At5g10770-like. Gene Ontology annotation, molecular function: aspartic-type endopeptidase activity. Bases 1 to 1314 code for a protein of 437 amino acids. The transcript has 2 exons. NCBI's taxonomy places the organism in Eukaryota, Viridiplantae, Streptophyta, Magnoliopsida, Asparagales, Orchidaceae. The record is from RefSeq and is a predicted model, not a curated record. Gene Ontology annotation, biological process: proteolysis.
AUGAAUUUUCCAGUACCAGUGCGAGAGGUUGCCGGAGAACACCAUGUCAUCGACGUCAAGUCACUGUUGCCGAGCAACUCCUACUCCAUGCCUGAGAAAAGCACAACCCCUUCCAGGUUCAACGUGGUCCACUGGCACGGCCUGUGCUCUUCCCGGGCGCACAAGGACAAGCCGUCCCAUAUGGAGCUUCUCCGACGGGACCAAGAACGCGUCAAUUACAUCCAACGCCGGGUCGCCAACGCCAAUGUACGCCUCAACCCUGUUGGUGGUUCUCUUUUUUCAAGAGUUCCGGUAAGCAUCAUUCUUAGUGAAUCCAGCAGCUACAUCGUCAAUAUAGGCCUAGGCACCCCUACCAAGUCCUUGUCACUUAUGCUCGACACCGGUACCGAUCUCACUUGGACCCAAUGUGUCCCUUGUGUUAACUGCUACCCCCAAACAAACCCAUUUUAUGACUCUACCCUUUCCUCCACCUUCAACGACAUCUUAUGCAACUCCGACUAUUGUACCGAACUCAAAAAAUUUCGUUGCUCCUCUAAAUCCACAUGUCUCUACUUGGAAGAAUAUCUCGACCAUUCUAGUACUAAUGGCUCCCUAAUUCAAGACACAUUGACAUUCUCCUCUGAUACUAUACAUAACUUCCGCUUCGGUUGUGGACAUAACAACACCGGAGAUUUCAGAAAAGAAGAUGGGUUAUUAGGCCUCGGUCGGGGAGCUGCUUCAAUUAUUUCCCAAACAGCUCAAUUUUAUAACAAGGUAUUCUCAUAUUGUCUACCAUCAGGGUCCAAUGAAAUUGGAUAUCUCGAACUAGGUAGGUCUGUCCCUGGUGUGAAGUAUACACCGAUGCUAACCAACCCAAAUUUUCCAUCCUUGUACUUCCUCAAGCUCAUUGCCAUUUCUAUUGCGGGUACAAGGCUCGCCUUUUCACCUAUUGAAACGGUAUUGGACUCUGGUUCAUCGAUUAGCUACCUGCCACCCACUGUCUACUCCUCCCUUCGCAGCAUUUUCCAAGAAGAAAUGAUUAAUUACCCGAUGGCGCCGCCACUAGACAAUCUCGACACAUGUUAUGACCUCACUGGCCACUCUGAUGUGGGCGUGCCGGAGAUUGUGUUGAUCUAUGAUGGCGAAGUGACGGUUUCCUUAGAUGGCUCGGGGAUACUUUAUAUGACUAGUUCAUCUCAAGCGUGCUUAACCUUCGCUAAAACAAAUGAUGAGGUUAUUGUUGCGGUUAUUGGUAAUAUGCAUCAACGUAGGUUCAAUGUAGUCUAUGAUGUGGGGAACUCAAGAAUUGGCUUUCGGAGUAAUGGUUGUAACUAG